Thrips palmi is the source of this 4349-nucleotide messenger RNA. RefSeq names its product regulator of nonsense transcripts 2 (gene Upf2). The transcript has 25 exons. Bases 257 to 4027 code for a protein of 1256 amino acids. Gene Ontology annotation, molecular function: RNA binding; protein binding. Lineage: Eukaryota; Metazoa; Arthropoda; Insecta; Thysanoptera; Thripidae. Gene Ontology annotation, biological process: nuclear-transcribed mRNA catabolic process, nonsense-mediated decay. Gene Ontology annotation, cellular component: cytoplasm; exon-exon junction complex. The record is from RefSeq and is a predicted model, not a curated record.
AGUAGCACGAUCUUCCGCUGUUUUGUGUUUUGAUAUUGAUUGAUAGGGAAACAUUUCUAGAUAGUGUUUCUUUGCUCAAGUAACUUUUACGGCAGAGUUUUCUACUGCUUAAAGACAAAUAAAGGAAAUGCACCAACCACGAUGACUUAGCGAAGCUGCUUGUUCUGUUAGGUGAAGUCAACAAAGGAGCCGGAACGAUAGCCAAAUCUGUAAGGAGAGCGCAGUUCGACUGAGGAAGAAAUUUACUAGAAAGAGCAUGGGGGAUACAGGAGGAGGGCUCAAUAUGCCAUCAACACCUAUAGCUCCUGUUGAAGGGUCCUAUGAAUGGCUUGCCAAAAUAGUUUUCAAGGAUGAUGAUGUGCUUUCAUUGGUCACAUCUCCAAAGUCUACUUCAACUACAAGUGGAAGCUUACCGCGAGAAUGCAAUCCAUCUUGUGAGGAGGUGCCAACCCAAGAAAGUGUGUCUUCUGAAACAGAUGCAACUACUGACUCCUUAUCUAAGGAACAAAUUCAAGCCCACAGUGAUGCUAAAGAAACCUGCCUAGCUGAUGACGCUCAAAAGACUGCAGCAGACCAUUUACUCCACGAGAUGGAUGUAAGGCUUGAAUUUAAGGCUCAAUUAAGACUUGUCAAUCAACGUGCUGCCAAUUCUCGACCUGAUGAACGUCAUUUUGCAACACUAGAUUCUAAUCUGAAAAGGAACUCAGGCUUUGUGAGGAAACUUCGUAACUUCACUAAUGCUCAACUUGAAGGAUUGGUCCGAGAUAUGUCCACUCUGAAUCUCUCAAAAUACUUAAGUGAGGCAGCAUCAGCCAUUGUGGAAGCCAAGCUUAAGGUCACAGAUGUUGGAGCUGCCGUUGUUAUGUGUAGUUUGCUGCAUCAAACAUAUGCUGAUUUUGCACCACUUUUGCUCGAAAAUUGGCAAAAAGUCCUUUCACUGAAAAAAGAUGAAAAGGUUGCCAACCCCUCUAAACUACGUGUUGACCUCCGAUUAUAUGGAGACCUUGUGAGUGUCAGCCUUUUUCCUCUUCCAAAGGCUCUCACCCUGUUAGGACAGAUCCUAUCUUCUUUAAUUAAUGCUGAUAAAGAGGACCACAACAAUGCCAGUGUCAUACUGAGCUUUUGCAAGCAUUGUGGAGAGGAUUAUGCAGGCUUGAUUCCCACAAGUGUGAAAAAUGCCGCAACAUUAGUGGGAAAGGAGGUUCCUCGUAGUACUCUCCUAUUACCUGAAAAGCAAAAAGCUGUUCGCACUCUUCUCAGCGAUUAUUUCUCCUCUUUGUGCAAGCAUCUCUUGAAAGACCACAGGGAACUUCAGGCACUUGAACGACAAAAUAGACGUAUCCUCCAAACCAAAGGUGAACUCAAUGCUGAGCGAAAAGAACGCUUGGAAAAUCUUCAGCAACAAUAUCAAAAGCUUUUGAAUUCAGCUCAAUCAUUUGCUGAUGUAUUGGACCAGCCUAUGCCCAAACUGCCAGAGGAUCCUAUCAAAUGUGAAGAAGAAUCAGGAUUGAUUGUUAGUGGAAUAGGUGGUUUUGGUGAUGGAGAGGAUGGAAUGUUCUCUGGAUCAUCUGGACUGGUGGGUGGGCUGUGGGAAGAUGAAGAGACACAAAGGUUUUAUGAAGAUUUCCCUAACAUGAGAGAUUACCUGCCAGGGAUCAAAUCUCGUGACAGAGAACCAGGAUCUUCACCAUCACCAACUCCAGUCAGCCAGGUGACAGAGGAGGUUUUGGAUGCUGAGCUCAGAGAGGAAGAUCUAGGGAAUCCUGACAAUGUAGAACCAGCAAAUGUGGAAGAUGAACCAGAGGAAUCAGAACCUGCAAGCCAAGCCACCACUUCCACCAAACAGCACUUAGACCAAUUUUUAAAUCAACUCCCUAAUUGUGUUAAUCGGGAAUUAAUUGACAACGCAGCUGCUGAGUUUCUAUUAUCUCUUAAUGCUAAAAGCAAUAAACGAAAACUUGUGAGAGUGCUAUUCGGGGUACCAAGAACAAGGUUGGAUCUGCUACCAUUUUAUGCUCGCUUGGUUGCCACGUUACACCCUGUAGUCCCUGAAGUUGCACAAGACCUUUGUCACAUGCUCAAGCAAGACUUUAUGUAUCAUGUGUGCAAAAAGGAUCAAAUCAAUAUUGAAAGUAAAAUCAAAGUUGUACGUUUCAUUGGAGAGCUAGUAAAAUUCAAAAUGUACUCUCUGAUAGAGGGUUUGUUUUGCCUAAAAGUUCUCCUGCAUGAUUUCACUCACCACCAUGUUGACAUGACAUGUGCUCUUCUUGAAACAUGUGGCCGAUACUUUUUGCGCAAACCAGACUCACAUCAACGCACGAAAAUCUAUUUAGAGCAAAUGAUGCGCAAGAAGUCAGCCCUAGCAAUGGAUAUAAGAUAUGUCACUAUGAUAGAGAAUGCAUUUUUCUUUGUCAACCCACCUGAGGGUGGACCUUUGAGAGUUAAAGAGCGGCCUCCCCUUCACUCUUUUAUAAGAAAGAUUCUAUAUCAAGAUCUGAGCAAACCAACAACUGACAAGGUAUUUAGACUGAUCAGACGGCUUGAUUGGGAGGACAAAGACUUGGCAUCAUACACUAUUAAAUGCCUUACUGCUGCAUGGAAUGUUAAAUAUUACAACAUCAGAUGCCUUGCAAGUCUUGUUGCUGGCUUAGCUGUUCAUCAGGAAAGUGUAGCACCUAUGGUUGUUGAUGGUGUUCUGGAGGAUAUUAGAGUUUGUAUGGAAAUUAAUCAUGUCAAACUGAAUCAAAGAAGAGUUGCUAUGGUAAAAUACCUUGGAGAACUUUAUAAUUAUCGUGUUGUAGAAAGCAAUGAUAUUUUUAAGGUAUUAUACUCUUUAAUCAAGUUUGGAGUGUCCCAUGAUGCUGCAAACCCCUCUCUUCUGGAUCCUCCCGAUCAUUUAUUUAGAAUACGAUUAGUGAGCACCUUGUUGUUCACAUGUGGUCAGUUCUUCAACAGUGGACCCAGCAAGCAGAAAUUAGACUAUUUCAUUGUGUUUUUCCAGCAUUAUUACUGGAUGAAGAAAGAAAGUGGUUACUGGGCCUCAGGAGAUACUGUGGGUGCCCUCACUGGUGCAGGGGACGGACCUUCUCCCUUCCCAAUGUCCAUUGAGUACAUGUUUGAAGAUGCAUUAUUGGGCUUGAGGCCUAAUUUGGUACUUGCCAAAACUUUAGAAGAAGCUGUAACAGCAGUUAAUGAGUUAGAGACAAAACUUGUAGCCCAGUUGCCUAAAUCAGUUAGUGCUCCGGGAGAUGGUGCAGACCUAGGAACUAUUACUGAGGAUUCGGAACGAGAGACUGAUGGGGAAAAAGAUGGCACAGACGACACCAGCUCAAUGGAUGAAAUGGAAGAGGACAAUGGGGCUGACACAGCAGAUGAUGAUGAAUUUGACAACAUGCUUGAUGAAGAUGAAGAUGAUAAUGAAAAUGAUGAUGAUGAAGAUGAAGAAAUGUCUGACUCAUUCAUGACAAAUGAUGAAGGAGAUGUAGUGAGAAUAAAACGAAAGGAACAAGAAGAAAUUAGCCAUGAAGAUAAGGAAUUUCUGGAAGAACUUGAACAGAUGGUGUCGUGUAGUAUUCAGGAUCAUGCCCGCAGUACAACUAAGCCACGGCAUAUGCAUAUCUCUAUCCCAUUGCACAUACGAACAAACCACAAAAAAACAUAUGAGCAACUCCAAGAAGCCAAUGAGAAUGUUAGUGUGGAACAGAAUACUAUGAACUUCACUCUUCUUACUCGAAGGGGAAACAAACAAGCAUUCCGGAAUCUUUCAGUACCUGUUAGCUCUGAGUUAGCUUUGAAUUUGCGUAGCCAAGAGCAGGUACAAAAAGCGGAACGUAUGGAAAUGGAGCGUGUCAAGCGACUUACCUUAGAUAUUAAUGAAAGAUUGGAAGAAGAGGAUUACCAGGACAUGCUUGCAUCGAUUCAGCGUCCUGCAACUGUUAAUCUGAACAGAGAGAGGCGUAAUCGGUACCAACAUCCCAAAGGUGCACCUGAUGCUGAUCUCAUUUUUGGUCCUAAAAGAACGAGGUAGCACCUGAUUUUGUAAGGAUUUUUACAUCUAUACUACCGCCUAAUUUACUUACAACGAUCUCGUCAGAACAGCUGUUUUGUUUCCAAAUUUGUUUUGGUAUAGUACUAUGAAGUUUUAAUGAUUUUUUUUACACAUUUAAUGAGAUGUGACUUUAUAAAUCUUGUGAUGAACUAUGAAGGUACUUUAUUCAUGGAUUUUCAUAAUCAGUCUUGUUUUUAAAUUUGGUAACUUCACUGCUAUCACCAAUCAUCAUGGGUUCCUCUCCGAGAUAGGUACAUUUGUUUGUGGUUUUCCAGGUGAAAUAAAACAACAUAUUAAUGUA